Molecule: messenger RNA, 1524 nt
Organism: Syngnathus typhle (broad-nosed pipefish)
Lineage: Eukaryota; Metazoa; Chordata; Actinopteri; Syngnathiformes; Syngnathidae
Gene: drg2
Product: developmentally regulated GTP binding protein 2
Exons: 14
Coding region: 189-1283 (364 amino acids)
Biological process (GO): cytoplasmic translation
Cellular component (GO): cytoplasm
Molecular function (GO): GTPase activity; GTP binding
Source: RefSeq, a predicted model, not a curated record
AAACGUAAACGAAGAAGUGUUGUACUCGGCUGCCAAGGUUUUGGUUAACGGGAGCAUGCUGACCAGUGGAGCUUAUGUUAAAGUGUAAACGUAAAUUAUUGCUGCCUUGUAAACUGUCCAUGUUACAACCUGUGAAUGCGGAUCCUUAACCAAACAAAUUGCAACUGUGGUCCAGCUGAACUGACAUUAUGGGGAUUUUAGAGAAAAUCUCCGAAAUAGAGAGAGAAAUCUCUCGGACGCAGAAAAACAAAGCAACUGAGUAUCAUUUGGGCUUGCUGAAGGCCAAGUUAGCAAAAUACAGAACUCAGCUGCUGGAGCCCUCCAAGUCAGCGGGGGCCAAAGGCGAAGGUUUCGAUGUUAUGAAAUCUGGAGAUGCGCGCGUUGCUCUCAUUGGUUUCCCCUCAGUGGGUAAGUCCACGUUCCUCAGUUUGAUGACUUCAACUGCCAGUGAAGCCGCCUCCUACGAGUUCACCACCCUCACCUGUAUACCGGGUGUCAUUGAGUACAAAGGGGCCAACAUCCAGUUGCUGGAUUUGCCAGGAAUCAUCGAGGGCGCUGCUCAAGGUAAAGGAAGGGGUCGUCAGGUCAUCGCCGUCGCCAGGACAGCAGACGUUGUCAUCAUGAUGCUGGAUGCCACCAAAGGGGACGUCCAGAGAGCACUUUUAGAAAAGGAGUUGGAGUCAGUGGGCAUUAGGCUAAACAGGGAAAAACCCAAUAUAUAUUUCAAGCAAAAGAAAGGCGGUGGCCUCUCCUACAACUCCACAGUACCUCUAACCCAGUGCUCGGAGAAGAUGGUUCAGCUCAUCCUCCAUGAAUAUAAAAUCUUUAACGCAGAAGUCCUCUUCAGGGAGGAUUGCACGCCGGACGAGUUCAUUGAUGUCAUUGUCGGGAGCAGAGUUUACAUGCCUUGUCUAUAUGUGUACAAUAAGGUGGAUCAAAUCUCCAUCGAGGAGGUGGACCGCCUGGCUCACAGACCUCACAGUGUUGUUAUCAGUUGCGGGAUGAAACUCAACCUGGAUUACCUUCUAGAGACGCUGUGGGAAUACUUGGCUUUGAUUUGCAUUUUUACCAAGAAAAGAGGAGAACGCCCAGACUUCGGUGACGCCAUCAUCAUGAGAAGAGGAGCCAGCGUGGAACAUGUGUGCCAUCGUAUCCACAGAACCUUAGCGAGCCAAUUCAAGUAUGCUCUGGUUUGGGGCACCAGCACAAAGUACAGUCCGCAGAGAGUCGGUCUGACGCAUAUCAUGGAGCACGAGGAUGUCAUCCAGAUCGUCAAGAAAUAAAAAUAAAAAAAAAUGGGACACUCUGCAAGAGAUGUCACUGGCAUUAAAAUGGGUGGAAAAGGUCUACUUUGCGCUGCAAUGGAAAUGCACCCUCAACUCUCUUUAUAAUACUUUUAACCCCAAAACAUUGCAAAGCAUUUCCAUGUUGGGCAAAAGUUGAUUAAGUUCCCUUUUAUUUCAACAACUAAAUUCAUUGACGAGGAGGAAGAAAGAAUAAAGUCCACGUUAGUUUAAAACCCAA